GAAGUUUCAAGGUUUACCAUCAUCCUAUGACCAAACAUUACUAUAUUAAAACAUUUCUAAACCUUUUCUUUUUCAUUUAGAAUAUCUUCUACCCAGGUGAUGAUAUCAGUUUAGAAGAUAUGGACAUUUUUAAAGGACAUCUGGUGCUUUUUCUCAAUAAGAAGGGCUUGCGCACUAUAUGUUCCAUUGAUAUGCCAAUAAAAGUUGAUUGUAAGCAUCAGAUGGAGAUUAAGGAUCUUAAUCCAUGGUACUUCCCCAUGCCUUCAAAUUCCUGUAGUAUCAUACCAGGUUCAAACCAUGACUUCGUGCAAUCUAUAUACAGGAUGGUGAUUUCAUCUCCGACGAUGCCUGAUGUGAUUGUUGACUAUGACAUGUCAAAUCGGAUAUUCUCAAUUGUUCAACAAGACGAUGUAAGGGGUGCUUCUGGUGGUGAUGGAUUAUGCUCCCCAGCUUAUAACGGGCUAGAUGCUCACCUUUGCAGUAAAGACAGUGAAAGCAACCAAAGUAUUGAAUUAAAGAGAUGGAAGGAAUUUUCUAGUGCAUAUUGCUGUGAGAGGAAGGAUGUUAUUUCCCUUGACGGUGUCAGGGUCCCUUUAACCAUCUUGUACUCUCGAAAAGCCUGGAAGAGGGGCCAGUCUCCAGGGCUUUUACAAGGCUAUGGAGCAUACGGGGAAGCUCUAGACAAAAGCUGGUGCAGUCACCGCUUGAGUUUACUUGACCGUGGUUGGGUGGUGGCAUUUGCCGAUGUAAGGGGUGGUGAUGGUGAUUCUUCAUGGCAUAAAUCUGGGAGUGGAUUGUUCAAACAGAAUUCUAUUUAUGACUUUCUAUCAUGUGGCAACUACCUUAUUGAUGAGGGCUAUGUUCAUAGAGAUCAGCUUGGUGCAAUCGGACUUAGUGCUGGAUGUCUUCUAGUGGGUGCUGUGAUUAAUAUAUGCCCCAAUCUUUUUCGUGCUGCAAUUUUGAAGGUCCCAUUUCUUGAUAUGCUGAACACAUUGUUGGACCCUAGUUUGCCUCUCACCAUGCUGGACUAUGAAGAAUUUGGAAAUCCCCAGAUAAAAUCUGAAUUUAAGUCUAUUCUUAGUUAUUCUCCUUAUGAAAAUAUUCCUCAUGGUGGUUGCUAUCCGUCAGUACUUGUUACAGCAUCAUAUAAUGACUCAAGGGUUGGAGUUUGGGAGGCUGCCAAAUGGGUGGCUAAAGUACGGGAUAGUACUUGUUCUAGGUGUUCUCGUUCUGUCAUUCUGAAGACAAAUAUGAGUGGAGGGCAUUUUGGUGAAGGUGGACGCUAUAUUCAGUGUGAGGAAACAGCUCAUGACUAUGCUUUUCUUGUGAAAGUUAUGGGGGCUAAUGUCAAUUUCAAGUAAACUAUGAUAUCCUGGAGGGUUGUUGCAGAUGGAUAGAAGAAUUCUCUCUAAGAGUUCGUUUCUUAUUGUCUCUGACGGUUAAGAUACUGAUCUGGAUGGAAAAAACGGAUGGUAGAGCGGAAGACAUGAAAAUCUACUCUUCAUUUGCAGUUCAGGGUACUAGAGACAUGGAUGGUGAAGUGGGUUUUCAGCAUGGUGAAAGUUUUCUCAGAAAUCUUAAUUUGGUCUGAAUUCCUUCAACCACUUCAUGUCCUGCUUCCUGUUGUGGAAGUGCAUUUUUCUGCACAGGAUGCUGGUAGUUGUACAAGUUGUUUGACUACGAGUUAUCGUGGUUGUCCAUUUUUUUUUCUUUUUACAUCUGAUAAUAAGUUCCAUGAGAGGGGUUAACGUCGUUAUUUUUUUUAAAUCUUUUCUCAUUUAAUUUAAAAUUUAAAUAUGAAAAUUUUAAUUUAGAAUAUCGAGUUUUUAUUCAAAUGAAUCACCGAUAGGGCUUCUUGGUGGUGAGGUUGUCCCUUGUGACCUCCAAUUGUUGGAUAUUUGGUUUAAGAAUUUUUUUAUUUUUAUUUUUUGGAACAUCGGAAAUAUUGGGGAAUAUGGGAUUAUAUCACAGGCAGCAUAGUGGCAAUCCGAACCUUCUACGUGGGGCCAUUUUACCACUGCAGGGAAGUGCUGCAAAUGCAAGAAACAAAGGUUCAAAAUUGCC
Messenger RNA from Rubroshorea leprosula, 2064 nucleotides. Lineage: Eukaryota; Viridiplantae; Streptophyta; Magnoliopsida; Malvales; Dipterocarpaceae. The record is from the annotation of a GenBank genome assembly.